UCUGAGGGUUUUUACUUUUUUUGCUUUAAUUGGUGUUUCCAGCAGUCAAACGUCAGACUGCUCAUGCAGCACUCUACUGAACCACUUGAACCUGACGGCAUCAAAUGAACUUCUACAAAUCAUGCGACCAGUUAAACACUGGGCCACAACCACACUUGUCCAGGUGGAAAUGAUGGUGUACAGCAUCCUGGAUGUGAAUGAGAAGUCUCAAACUGUCUCCUUGCUCGUGUCCAUCCACAUGAUUUGGGAAAAUGAAUUCCUGAAAUGGAAUUCCUCUCAGUUUUGUGGGAUAGAUGAGCUGACCGUUCCCAGAUCGAUGCUCUGGAUCCCAGAUAUAACCAUCGAGGAGGAUAUCUCUGAUAGGGCAUCUGUUCAAGAGAGUCCAUAUGCCAGUUUGGAUCCCAACGGUUGGGUGCAUGUCAAUGAACAACAGCAACUGUCCUACAGCUGUCAGCUGGACCUCUUCAGAUUCCCUUUCGAUCUGCAACAAUGCAACAUCACGUUUUCAUCCAUGAGCUUCAAUGAGAAAGAUCUCAAAGUAAUAAAAGUAAAAAAUGACACCUUUCCGAUGCAGUUUGAGGAGUUCAUUAGGAGGCAGGGAGAAUGGAAACUCAUAAACACGAAAGUUACCACAUUCACUGUUUGCAUAAACAAUUCAUCGAGCAGCAAACUCGUUUACACGGUCAUGCUGCAAAGGAAGCCGUUUCUAUACGUGAUCAACUUAAUCAUGCCUCUGCUGUUUUUACUGAUCCUGGAUUUGGCCUCCUUCUUCAUCAGUGAGGCCAGAGGUGAAAGGCUGGGCUUCAAAGUGACAAUACUUCUGUCCAUCUUCGUCUUACUGCUGAUUCUGAAGGACAUUUUGCCCUCCACUGAAGAAAAUAUGCCAAUAAUGGCAAUCUACUGUCUUUCAGUCUUCACCCUGGUUUGGAUAAGCGUCCUUGAGACCAUGUUGAUAGGCUUCAUAGCUAAUCUUGAUGGUUCUUGUGGACAGAAGAGCCAGUCUACAGAUGCUGAAGAGGACAUUGAGCUGGAAGUCAACAGUCACAAUGAACCUGCUGGAGAAGGCCAGGUAAAACCAGAGAACGGUGACCUUCAUGUGGAUCAGCCUGGUGACAAGAUGAAAGGAGUCCUGGACAACGGGAAGACCUGUCCACAGAAGGCUAAAAGUGGGGACAAAGAAAAGAGAAAAGCUACAAGCUACAAAAAAGUGGCUAAAAUCCUUGAUAUUGUCUUUUUUGUGUUAUAUUUAUUAAGUGUUGUGACUUUUCAAAUCUGUAGUUUUGUGACAUGGAUGCAGGCCUUGCGUGCACAUGGUUUAUAGAUUAUUAGAUGAAUGUAUGAUCUGCCAGCACACGCUCUUAAAUCUGACAGCAAUUUGGUUUUUAUUAACAAAAUAUGACUUAGGUCAGGACCGCUGCGAGCCAGUUGGGUGCCCAAAGCCAACUGCUCUGUAUUUACAUUCUCUCUUACAAAGUUUUCCUUAUCUGCCAAUGCAGAUGUCUUAUUUCUAAAGUAACGUCUCACUUUCGACCCUCGGGAGUCAGUAAAAUUCACCACUCUCUCAUUAAGUCAUUAAGAAAAAAUCUCCACUUCCAAAGAACUUCUGUAAACUACUGAUUCGUAUUUUUUCAGCUUUUUUUCAUUGUAAAUUUCUUGGAAAACUACCAGUCAAAGAAUGUUAAAUAUUUUAGCCCUUUACAUGGCACUUUGGUUACUUUAUGUCACUUAUUUCUUUUCUUGGACAGAAAUGUCCCUUUAAGUCACAUUAAACCUAUAUAUUUUUUUUUUAGUCUAGUAGCUGUUUCAAAAUAUAAUUAUUUAUCCUGUGAUGUUAGGGUUUUAUUUUCUAGAUAAAUAGUAGAUUCUUUUCAUUUUAAUAUUCAUCACUAAAAUCAGCUAAAAUUACAGGCCUGUCAGUACACAUAAAAGCUUAAUUCUGAAAUUAGUGAAGGGACUUUGGAACACAGCUAGAGCUAGCUAACAGAGAUACAAUGACGACCUGAUUGAGAAAUAAAAUGAGAGUAAAAUCUUAAUAAAAUAAUAAAACUACUUUUAAAUUAACAAUGCUACCAAAUAUUAAAUAAUAUAUAAAUAAAAUUUAACAUCUCCAUGAUAAACCAGAACCAUUUUGACAUUUACAGGGUGUCACUGAACGUAUCAGAAACUCAGAAAUUGCAACUCAUUUAAGCUCUGUGAUUGGCUGGAAGAAAAGGGGGCGGUUCUGUUCUUGUUUUCUUUUUGAGUAGAAAUAGAACAAAGUAAAGAGCUGAUGUUCCAGCUGUUAGUGGAGCUUUUUUCUGUCUUUCCUCAGCAACCUGCACCAUCUUAUUAAUAAGUUACCAACAACACUUCAUCACACUUUUUAUUUUUAACUAUAAAUAUGCUGUGAUUAUUAUUAGUCACUAGCCUGAUUUUUCUGGUGCACUGCGUGGGACUUGCAUGAUGCAUCUGGUGUGAGCAGCAGCUCUGACUUUGAUAUUAGUUUUAUUAAAUGCAUGCAAAAAACCUGUUAUAACCUUAUGAAGUCUUCAUUAUUUUAGUUUAUUUUAAAUAAAUAAAUGGUAAACAAAGAUUAGAGCAUGAAAUGUAUGUGCAUGGUAUAUGUGCUGAGUUUUACCUGUAAAUUAAU
Melanotaenia boesemani (Boeseman's rainbowfish) is the source of this 2629-nucleotide messenger RNA. RefSeq names its product 5-hydroxytryptamine receptor 3A-like. Gene Ontology annotation, molecular function: transmembrane signaling receptor activity; extracellular ligand-gated monoatomic ion channel activity; neurotransmitter receptor activity. NCBI's taxonomy places the organism in Eukaryota, Metazoa, Chordata, Actinopteri, Atheriniformes, Melanotaeniidae. Bases 122 to 1321 code for a protein of 399 amino acids. The record is from RefSeq and is a predicted model, not a curated record. Gene Ontology annotation, biological process: regulation of membrane potential; monoatomic ion transmembrane transport; chemical synaptic transmission. Gene Ontology annotation, cellular component: neuron projection; membrane; synapse. The transcript has 9 exons.